This is a messenger RNA of Huiozyma naganishii CBS 8797, 600 nucleotides long. RefSeq lists its product as uncharacterized. The coding region runs from base 1 to 600 and encodes 199 amino acids. The transcript has a single exon. The record is from RefSeq and is a predicted model, not a curated record. Lineage: Eukaryota; Fungi; Ascomycota; Saccharomycetes; Saccharomycetales; Saccharomycetaceae.
AUGUUUCAGAAGGUAGUACAGGAGUACAGGCAGGGCAAAGAAGCUGCUAAGAAAAUGGUGGCUGUUCCCGAAAACACCGCCAAGGCUCCUGAGCAAACUGUCACUGCUCCGAAACAAACUGUGGUAACAGCUGCACCAGCUGCGCCAGCUACAACCGCUGAGUCGCCUAUCACGAUUGCGAACACAAGACUAACGUAUUUGCGUAAAAACUUCACCUUCAGUGGAGCGGAAGACAACGGAAUGCAAUUCAGACAAUGGAAGGCGACGUUCAAGUCUAUCGCUGAGGGACCCGCCAAGGUGUUAUCAUUGUCUCCGUAUAUGAUAGCAUUGAAUUCUUUCCAAGGUAUGGCAGUGAAAACGUUCGAACAGUUCAUUGACAACAAGACUGACGCAGAAAGAGAAGCGUUGACUGUGGAGGAAAUCAUUCAAGGUAUGGCUGCGCCAUACGACCACAAGGUUGAUAAAGUCAGAAGAACUGGUGACAUGCUUCUCACUCCCAUCCGCUCUUGGAAAGCUUGCAAGAAGUUUUUGAAGAGUAUGAGACCUUCUUCCAAACGUUCAUGUCUGAGAGGAUGGCGAGAAACGUUUUCCUCGCUUUAA